Molecule: messenger RNA, 2826 nt
Organism: Fonsecaea nubica
Lineage: Eukaryota; Fungi; Ascomycota; Eurotiomycetes; Chaetothyriales; Herpotrichiellaceae
Exons: 1
Coding region: 1-2826 (941 amino acids)
Cellular component (GO): cytoplasm
Molecular function (GO): metal ion binding; glycerophospholipase activity
Source: RefSeq, a predicted model, not a curated record
AUGGCCCAGCCCGUCCAUACGCUGGGACCUACCUGUGCCUUCUAUGAGGACGAGCCUGAUGACAAUUCCAGCGAUGGACUAGCUCCGUCAAAGGUCAAAGCACAGUUCUUCUACGUCUCGUCGCUCCCAAUCGAUGAUCCUCUCUCUCCGCUGCCGCCAGUCUCGACCGACAAGGCUACCGAUCUCCCCCCUCAACCAUUUUCCGUUCGAGACAAUGCCGCCCUUGAAGAAGCAUGGCAGACCUUUCAGAAGGGUUAUGGGGCGGUCGAAGGUGAACAAGGAGGAAGCAGAAAGAAGGGGUUUGCACAAGGAAUAUUCUCAUUUUCGCAGCUCCGAGAUGCACAAGACACAACGGGGGAAUCUCAAGCAACAAAGUCUGGCUCGUCUAGAACCAGAGGUAUCUCGCGUGGCCGUCCAAAGGCAGCCCCCAAAUCACCUUCUUCGGGAUCUGAGGUCAUGCUGGAACACGCACACAACGGUUCGAAACGUGACGCUACUCCAGUCGAUGCUGAAGAGUUACGGAGGAAUAACCAACUCCUACAACAACCCAGCAAAGACUCGAUCAAACACAAGAGGCGAUUUUCGCCCUUUCAUCGCCGACACAAAGAAGGGAAAGACGACCAUGAUACUCUUCCCAGGCCUGCUAACCUUGACGAGACUGCUGCAUGUGCAACGCAACCCUCACAGGACCCUUCCUCUGACAUCAGUGGUCGGCCAUUUGCGCGGGCGCCUAGCGGGCGCAAUAUCAGUUCUGCGCUGACCUACGAACCUGGAUUUUCGGAUGGAUCGGAAGCAGAAUCCAGAAGUCGUUCUCGAAGCUCUGGUCGUCGGCGGAAGAAGGGCAAGGACAAUGAGAAGGCUUAUGUCCCUGUGGGUGUGUCUCGUCUGCACUUGGUCGAAUUGCCUGAUCUUGUCAUGAAGCCGAUCUAUUGGUCCCCCAUCAACGACACAUCCAGCGUGAUCCGGGCCACUUGGUUCUACAAAGACAGCAUGUUACCUGUUCCAGCUGAUGUGGCGAAUCGUCUGGAAGUCGGCUACGAAUAUAUAAAACCCUUUGGUCCUGCUUACCAAGAAGAGCUGCAGGCUUGCAUUGACAAUGGUGCUUCGGCGGAGAUGAAGGUGGUGUACAAGCUGUGGCCUAACGAGCCGAAAUCGAGCCGGCCAUCCACUGCCACAGACAUGAAAGAAAGCAAUGAAAAUGACAGGCAGCGGAAGGGGAGCAAAGAUCUGCCAGAAAUCAUCCAGAAUGCUGCUGCAGACCCCCGGAAUACCCCAGACAAACGGCUUUUUGCGACCCAUAGCGUCAUCUACACGGAUGCUCGCAAUGCUCAGAUAUUGAAGCCCAAUCUCCUUCCCUCCAUCACACAAAAUCGCCGACCGUUGAGCUCCCUUCGGAAAGGGAGGCAGAUUGGUGUAGCAGUUGUCCGUGGGUUCGACCGCAAAGCGUGGCUGAAGACCCACCCCGACCCUAAAAUGGAUGUUAAAGCUGCGCACGCGAAGGUCGGAGCCUAUAUGUCUCAGUCAGGGGAUGCUACCACUCGGGGACGGCGAAUGUCAUGUGCAGCUUGCGAACAUGACAGCAAAGCACCGAAGGUUACUGACCUUGUCUUUGUCAUUCACGGUAUUGGGCAAAAGCUAUCGGAAAGAGUUGACAGUUUUCAUUUCACUCACGCCGUAAAUGGUCUUCGCCGGGAAUUCAAUGUUGAACUGGCAAGCGAAGUUGUCAAAGGGAAUUUAAGGCAUGGAACAGGCAUUAUGGUUCUCCCUGUGAACUGGCGAUUGACGGUCUCAUUCGACGAGGACGUCAAAGCUGCUCCUGAAGGCACCGAGAAUAAAUACGCCCUGAAGGACAUCACUCCUGAUACUCUCCCUGCUGUCCGGUCCAUUAUCAGCGACGUAAUGCUGGACAUCCCCUACUAUAUGUCACACCACAAGGAAAAGAUGACCUCGGCGGUCAUUAGGGAAGCCAACCGAGUCUACCGACUAUGGUGUCGCAAUAAUCCAGGGUUUGAAGACUAUGGCAGGGUGCACCUGGUUGCCCAUUCCCUCGGUUCUGUCAUGGCUAUGGAGAUUCUCAGUCAACAGCCUACUCGACUAGGCAAGGACAUCAAAUUCGAUCCCAAAAGGCCAAGUGAGAAGAUGUUCGAGUUUGACACAACCAACAUUUUCAGCUGCGGAAGUCCUUCAGGUUUCUUCCUGCUUCUUCACAACUCCAAUCUGAUCCCGCGAAAAGGUCGGGGGAAACCCGGUAUCAAAGGAGACGAUCGUCAACCGGGGAUAGCCAGCGAAGCAAAAUACGGAUGCCUUGCAGUCGACAACAUCUACAAUAUUGUCCACAGAAACGAUCCCAUCUCCUACCUCCAGAAUGCAUCUGUGGAUGAACUGUAUGCAAAGUCCAUCCAGCCAGCAGUUAUCCCCAGUGCCAGUGUCGGCUUCAUGACACGUAUCGGUCACAGCCUCCGGUGGGCCUCUGGUAGCACGGGUGAUCCGUACUCUGCCAUUGCAUCGCCUUCCCGCCCACAACUUACGCACAUGCCUAGCACAGUGGAAUUGGAGACACAUAAUUUCACCCGCGAAGAGGUUGCAGAGAAACGCAUGUACCUGCUUAACGACAAUGGGCAGAUUGACUGGUUCCUUUCAGCGGGCGCCGGUCCCUUGGAGUUCCAAUACCUGAACAUGCUCAGCGCACACAGCAGCUACUGGAUUUUGCAGGACUUUGUCCGAUUUUUGGUUGUGGAGAUUGGGAGAGAGCCAGGAAGAAGUCAUACAUUGCCGGCGCUUCGGGCGGUCAAGAGGCGCGAGUAUAAGAGAGGGGACAUCCCUUGA